UUAGGCAUUUGCAUAUUUUGCGUUAUCUUGUCUGAUAACUGGAGCCCAGCUCUGAACGCACCCUUUCUCGGGGAAUCUUUUACUCAUCCCUUCUUUUAAGUUCACACAUUUGCAUCCGAGACUUUUAUGCUAUUCUAAUUAUUGUUAUCAUACGUACUAUUCUUGCUUCAACAUGUGAAGGCCCUACCAAAAGCCAAGGGAAAAAGCCAAAAAAAAAAUGUACUGCUAGAAUAUAAUAAUUCUUUCAAUGGAGACUAGGAAAUUUCGUUUUGGAAAAAGUGAAAUGAAAGAUAAGUAAUGGAUUCAGAGCUUUGGAACUCAUAGCUGUUGAAUGUCGCUCAUCUCUGGCUGCAAAAAGUAGUCCAACUAUUCAACCAAAGCACUUCACCUUCAUCUGUUAAAGAGUUUCCCUUGAAGAUGGCUGAAGCUGCGCUCAGUUGUGUUAGUGUAAUCUUGAAUAAGAUACUUCCACUUGCUGCCGACGAGAUCAGCCGGGCAUGGGGUGUAAAGAAAGACCUUCAGAAGCUCUCCAAGAAAGUAGAGAUGAUGGAAGCUUUGAUUUCUGAUGCUAAAUGCAAGCAAUCAACAAGCAAAGCCGUGCAGCUCUGGCUCAAAAGGCUCCAGUCCAUAGCUCGUCAUGCUGAGAUCGUAUUGGAUGACUUCGGAUAUGAAGUUCUGCGGCAGAAGGUUAAGAAUCGGAAGCGCGACAAGGUACGCAGCUUCUUUUCUUCCUCAAAUCCUAUUUCCUUUCGUCUAGAGAUAGCUAACAAGAUCAAGAAUGUUAGCGCAUCUCUAGAGGAAGCUUACAGAGAAGCAAAUCAAAUAGGGCUUCAUCCAGUUCAGCUAACCAUGGCAUCUGCUGAUCACAAAGUGGAUCGGUUGACUGUUCCUUUUAUGGACGAGUCAGAAAUGGUGGGAAGGGAAGUUGAGGUAUCUCUAGUUGUAAGCAUGCUAAUUAGCUCACACUAUAAGAAGGAUUUACCUGUCAUCUCAAUAGUUGGGAUGGGUGGCCAGGGUAAAACAACCCUUGCACAGUUGGUGCUAAAAAAUGACAGUGUAGCGAAGCAUUUUGAUAAAAAAAUAUGGGUUUGUGUGUCUGACGAUUUCAGAGUGGAAAGGCUGUUGAAUGAGAUGCUACAAUCCCUCGAGGGAAAAAGUGCUGAGACGACAAACAAGGAAGCAUUGGUGAGGAAGCUUCAAGAGAAUUUGAAAGGAAAAAGUUACUUGCUUGUGCUUGAUGAUAAUUGGAAUGACAAUCGAGAGAAAUGGGAUGGCAUGAGGAGCUGUUUGUUGGCAAUAGGGGGUGCUCCAGGAAGCAAAAUAUUGGCUACCACACGUAGUGAUGAGGUAGCCUCAGCAAUGCAAACAUCUGGUUUGCAUCAUCUAGACAUCCUCUCAGAUGAUCAUAGCUGGAUGUUGUUUGAAAAACUAGCUUUUGCAGACGGUGGUGCAACAAAGACUCAAGAUCUGGUGGACAUUGGCAGAAGGAUACUGAAGAAGUGCGGCGGCGUGCCAUUAGCGAUCAAAGUGAUUGGGGGUUUGUUGUAUUCCAAAAAGAAUGUAUCGGAAUGGUUGACGAUCGAGAAGAGUGAAAUAUGGAACGAGUCGACCAAUAUUGCGAAUGGAGUCAUUUCUGUCCUGAAGCUGAGUUACGAGAACUUACCUUCAUGGUCAGUGAAACAAUGCUUUGCAAGUUGUUCCAUCUUCCCGAAGGACACUGCCAUGGAAAAAGAAAGCUUGAUACAGAUUUGGAUGGCUCAGGGAUUGAUUAAUGAUGCUAAGGGAGGAGGUCAUUUGCAAAUGGAGGAUAUAGGCAGUGACUAUUUCAACAUAUUGCUUCGGAGUUCUUUGUUGCAAGCGACUUCUGAGAAUUCCAUUAACGGAAUCGUGUCCUGCCGGAUGCAUGACCUUGUGCAUGAUCUUUCAUUGCAAGUGUCAAAUAAUUGUUUCUUAAACACAGAGGAUGGCAUGAAAGUCAGUCAUGAUGAUAACGUUAUGCAUUUGACCAUCAUUCGGAAUCGAGGGAAGGUGUUAAAGAAUAUCGAAGGGAUUCCUCCAAAUUUACAAAUGCUUUAUUACCUUGGGGGUGAUGGUAUUAUGCUUGAAGACAUCUUGGAAAGGUCUAGAUACCUUUGUGGAUUAAAAGUAGACUGCUGGGAUGUUACUCAGCUCCCGAAUUCAGUGGGUAAUAUGAAACAUUUAAGACAUCUUGAUAUCAGUGAAACUGGUAUCACCGCUCUGCCAGAUUCGAUCACAAAGCUCUACAAUUUGAUGACCUUGAAAGUAAGUUACUUGAAAGAGAUACCUAAGAAGUUUGGCAAUUUAAUUAACUUGAGGCAUCUCGAGUUUGUCAACCUUCCUUGGGAUGUGCCCAGAUGUUUGUUCCCUGGGAUUGGGCAGGUGGCUAAUCUUCGGACAUUGCCCCACUUCAAGGUAAGCCAAGACAAGAGAUGUCAACUUGAGGAGUUGGAACACUUGCGUAACCUCGGAGGCGAGUUAGAAAUAUGUGGACUUGAGAAUGUGAGCGGCUUUGAAUCAGCAGCAAAAGCAAAGUUGUCCGAAAAAUCAAGAAUUCGAGGUUUAAGACUUUCAUGGGGCGAUACAAAUGAAGAUUGUGACGACAACAAUAUCAACAGUGUCAUGGAAGGUCUUCAACCUCACCCAGACUUGAAAGGUUUAACCAUUAGUGGUUUCGAAGGUUCAAGGUUGCCGUCGUGGAUGGUGGCAAAGGAUCACUUGAUGGUACUCCUAAGGAAUUUGGUACACCUCAGGUUGAAGGCAUUGGGUAAGUGUGAACGAGUACCACCACUAGGGGACUUGCCUUGUCUCGAGUCCUUAUGGAUAUACUCCUUAGACAAUGUGAAGCGCAUUGGGGCUGAAUUCUAUGGUCUCGAUAUUAAUGCAAGGAGCAGCACUUGUAGUAGUAGCAGUAGUAGAGAGGUGAAAGCAGUCACUCUGUUUCCGAAACUGUCGCGUUUUGAGUUGUGGGGCAUGGGAAGUCUAGAGGAGUGGUCAGAUGCAAUAGUUCCCUCGGAUUCUUCUUCAUCAAUUAAGGUAUUCCCUAAUCUCCGGUACUUGACAAUCUAUGAGCUCCCCAAGUUGGUUGUUUUACCAGAUAUGGAGAACUUGACAUCUCUUGUGGAGUUGAGCAUACGGAGAUGCGGAAGUUUGGCUUGUAUAAGGAAUUUGAAUAGCCUUACAUCUCUGGAAUCCUUAUCCUUAGAAGAAUGCCCUGCUUUAUUAGAUGCUUCUCUAGAUAUGAAAAACCCCCAAUCUCUAAGUGAAUUAAUCAUCUCAGGAUGUGAUGAGCUGAAUCCUUCACUGAGUAAUAAUCUUGAGAAGUUCACAUCGCUCGAGGAGUUCAGGAUCCGUUCUCGUGACCCUAGUUGUUGGGCAAAGGGUCUACACCAUCUAGCCAACCUCCGCGAGUUGGAACUUGGUGGCUUCUCUGACGACCUUGAUCAUUUCCCGUGGUCACACUCCAUCACCAAUCUCGUCUCUCUGGAGCGUCUUCGAUUGCGUGGAUGGCCAAAAAUCACGUCUCUCCCAGACCAAAUUCAGCAUCUCUCUACCUUGACAUUUCUAGAUAUACGGCAGUUUGAGGGGUUGGAAGUUGUUCCAGAGUGGAUGGGUAGCCUUCGGAAUCUUCGAGAAUUGUGGAUUUAUUUUUGCUCUAACCUCAGACAAUUGCCCUCCGCAGAAGCAAUACGAGCCCUCACCAAUUUAAAUCAACUACGGAUCUUUUGGUGUCCUCUUUUAGCGGAGAGAUGCACCAAAGGAAGUGGCGCAGAGUGGCCCAAGAUUGCACACAUUUCCGAAGUUGUUAUCAUUUGACCGAACUUUGACUGGUUUCGAAUUAGGGAAUCACUGGACAAGAACCAAGAACGACCAAAGUAUUUCCAUGACCUGAGACCACAUUCAAAUGUUUGGGGGAUUUUGAUGAAUCCUGUACUCUAACUAACUAUAUAAAGGGAUUGUUUGUUGACCACAGUACCUCAUAGUGUACAUCUUGAUUGCUGUUUACAUGUUUCUCUCUAUUGUAAAGUGAAACUUAAUUUUCAUUAAGAUUCAGUGCUUAGUCCUUGAGUUGGCAAGUAUAA
Molecule: messenger RNA, 4100 nt
Organism: Coffea arabica (coffee)
Lineage: Eukaryota; Viridiplantae; Streptophyta; Magnoliopsida; Gentianales; Rubiaceae
Product: putative disease resistance protein RGA4
Molecular function (GO): ADP binding
Source: RefSeq, a predicted model, not a curated record